GCGUUACAGUGCGAUUAUAAAAAUUGAUGAAAUUAAAUUUCAAAUUACAAAAAAGUUUUCGAUUAAAAACACCCGAUUUAAAAAUCAUCCUUGUGACCUGUACCGGUAUUCUAAAUUCCCCUUAACCCCCAAUUCUAUCCGAUAAACAACUGAAAGUAUAUUUAAUCCAUAAAUAAACAUUUCAAUAAAUUUUCUCACUCUCCCGAUGAUCAUCGCGUAAAUUCUCUGUAGUAUGUCCAACAAAAAAUUGAAAAAAAAAAUCGUUGACUUGACUUGAACGAAUAUAAAAUGUUGAUAAAUCGGAUGAAAUUUUAUCAGCGAAUUUUCACGUAUAAAUUUUCGCGCAUUGGAUUGUGCGCAAUAACCUCUGUGUGUUGAGAUUGGAGUGGUGAAGUGAAAAUCCUGUGUUCCUGUCUGUAUUUGGAGGACAGAUCAUACAGAAAUAGUUAAAAUCGUUGGGCGUCAUUGUGACUUUGCCAGUGACACCGAGAUUAUCUCAAAUAGUUCAAUCCAACACGAGAUUUCAAGUAACCCUUGAAGACCGAUACCACAAUAUAAUUUUCCAUUCUCGUGAAGGGGUUAAUAAGAUCCCACCUAUUCGGUGGUUAAAAAAUGGCCACGAAUGUGCCUGUCGAUCUGCAAUAUUUCUACGAGGAUGUUGUUUAUCGUGUUGAUAAACGUGGUAAUGUCGAAUUUGGCAUUGUCAUGGAGAACGAUGAUCAGGACAUGUCUGAAUCGAGCUCUGAUAGCGAGGAGAGUCCCAGGAGGAAGAAGGGAGAAAUACGUGUGGUGUGGCAUCCAUCCGGUGUCGAAGAACUAGUCAAUUCCAAAAAGGUGCAUUUAGCUGAUAGAACGUUGAUGCCUGGUGAUGUGGUGAGGAGAAUGAUAAAAGGAAAGGAUACUCAACGUGGUUAUUGUCGAGAUAUCGAAUUGACAGCUUGUGUGCAGGUCAUUGGCACGAAGCAAGUCCUCACAAACAUAAAGAGUGAAGAUCUAACACCACUAGAGGAAUUUGGGACGGACAUUGCUGUUUGUAUGGACUCAUGGGUUGGUGGAAUUCGAAUGGUACAUUUCAAAUUGUGGCUGGCCACUCCCGAUGGCUCACGUUGUGUUAUCAAUGAAAUGGAUGCACAAGGUCUAGCUCACUUCGAGGAAAGACGAGACAGUGACAAUGAUUUUCCUCAUUCAUCAGAAUUUUAUCCAGGACAGUGUCUCUGGGGGCCGAUUCAGUGUUUGGAGGAUGCUGAGUGGAUAGUGUGCACCAAAGAAAUGAUGGCUAAACGUAAAUCAAAACCUCAGAAAAAAACCAAAGUUAUAGUGCAACAAGUGGAGGCUGAUUGGGUUGGUGUGCACUGGCAGUGUAGAGCUUAUUCGAAGGAUGGUGCCUGGUCCCAUCAGAUGCAGCCAAAAUUUUUGGUUGAGGGUGAUGAUUUGAAGAAACUGAAGCUUCUCAAUGUAUUUGAGCCCUCGACACUGCAGGUUGGUGAUCGCGAUUUUUAUUUAUUGAAUGGAAAUGAAAAUAUUAUAACACGCGAGCAGUGGAGAAAACAGCAACGAGAAUUAUUUCAAGUUCCUAAGCACAGUCCACGAAAAUAUAAAGACACGAGAGAAAUGAAAAUAAAGGCUGAAAAUGCUAAGGUCGAGACAAAUACGAGCAAUGAUAAUACGAUUAAUGUGAGUAAUAGCAAUAGCAGUAAAUUGAUGCCUCCGUCAAUUGGCGGAUGCAAUAAUGAUAGCUCCGAUGAUUGGGAUACUGAGGAUACAGCAUCGCAGAGUGAUACUGCUUCUAUGUCUAGUGGUGGUUCUAGUCGUUCGUCGUCGACUGGUAAAAAAAAAUCGAAAGGACCGGCUUUAAUGACUAAAGUACUGAAGAAAAAAAAAUUGAUAAAGGCGAAGAAAAAAGUAGCACCAGCUCCAUUGAUAACUGGUUCAAAAAUAGUUGUUGAAACUCUAUCAACAAAUACAAGAGCCAAUGUUGUUUGGCAAGAUGGGUCGGUAGAACUUGGAAUACCCUCGACUCAGCUCUAUCCAAUUCAUCACUUGGAUGACAAAGAAUUUUUUCCCGGUGAUUUUGUUAUCGAUCAGAAAGAGGAGUCCAGAAUGUAUGGAGUGGUCCAGUCUGUGGAUCAUCAAGGUAGAACAGCUAAAAUAAAAUGGUUUCGCACUUACACAUCGAGUCAAACACCCCAACCAACAUUCCUGGAGGAAAGAGAGGUUUCAGUGUAUGAUUUGAAAGAUCAUCCUGAUUUUCAAUAUCGUCCAGGUACUCUAGUCAUUCGUAUUGCCAAUUUUGAGGGUGAGGACGCUGGCUGCACGGCUGGUCAAGUACUGGAUAAUUAUCCAGAGGGUAGAGUUAAAGUUUGGUGGGUGGAUGGGCAUGUGAGUAUGUGCUGGCCUCAAGAUCUCUAUAAAGUUGGUGAAUACGACAGCGAUGAGGGUGAAUUGUGGGAUGAAGUGUCGUCUGAUGCCUCAUGGGAGACAGAACUCGAAGACUGCUUUAUCGCUGAUAAUGAUGGCACUGAACAAACUGAAUAUAUUAAGCCUAAACUGGCAGCGCACAUUGAAAAGGCGAGAAUCGCUAUGUCAAGGCUUGAAGAAAUAUUCACUCAGAAUCCAUCUCUACAGACAACUGAAGUUAUGAGAAAACUCCUUGAAGUUUACAAAGACUGCAGAUGUAUGGAUAAACUAAUGGGUACAUCAUUUUUUCAUGAAAGUAAUUUCCAGGGCCUUUUGGAGCGUGUGAGAGAAAGGGGUCGUGCUAAUGUUGCUCAAAAAGUUGCUGAUCAGGUUAAUAGACUAUUUACUCACGAGUCCGGCGCCCACGAAUCCACACAGAUAAAUAAUAUUUCUCCUUCUACCUUGGAAAAUACAACUGGCAAUAUCUGUCAAAAUAUAACUUCAAUUACUGAUCAUAUUACCAGUCAACCAAUCCAAACCAAAGACGAUACGUCACUUUUCAUCACUGUCAAACUCAAUCCAACUUCAAAUCCCAAUCCAGAAGACUCUGGAUUAUUUUCCGCUGAAAAUUCAAAAAAAGAAUCCGGCUCGAGUGAUUCCAGCGGGGAAUUUCCACUCUCUGACGAUCCAAAUCCCGAUCGUUCACCACCACCAGAUGAUGCUCACUCGACAGAUGGACAAACCAAAUCCACUCAAACAUUUAUAAAUUGUCACGUUGCAAACUCACACGUUUGCGUUAAACUUUGUACACUAAUUAAAGCUCAACUUCUCUUGGCGCAUGCAGAAGUAUCAAAGCGAUUUGGUUUAUCUCGGAUGUCAUUAUCGGAUGCAACUAAAACGGGCUCGCCUCAGAAGAAAAUUGAGGAGGAAAAACCAAUCGCUGAGGAGUCUGUUCUUGUCAUUGAAAGACCGAUGGAGAUGACAGUGUCAAAGUCACCAUCAACGCCAAUCCCAAUGCCAACACCAGUACCCAUGACAAUGCCAAUGCCAAUGCCAAUGCCGAUGUCAAUGCCAUUAUGUACGGAGGGGGAAGGAUUUUCCGUUGAUGAAAGUGCCCCGGAUAGUCACAAAUUUAAAUUAACAAUGUUCCAACCAACAGAUCCAGCCAAUUUCUUCAGAACAGUUUCCAAAGAAUUGAAACUAUUGAGAGGCUCCCUUCCUCCAGGAAUUUGGGUCAAAGGAUUCGAAGACAGGAUAGAUUUAUAUUCCGUAAUGUUCAGAGGACCGGAGAAGACUCCGUACGAGGAUGGAUUAUUUUUAUUUGAUUUCCAGUUGUCUGCUGAUUAUCCAGCCGCACCUCCACUCUGUCAUUACAUAUCAUACUGUAGUGACAGAUUAAAUCCCAAUUUGUAUGAGGACGGUAAAGUAUGUGUCAGUCUUUUGGGCACGUGGGCUGGACGAGGCACUGAAUUAUGGACAAGUUCUUCCACGCUUCUUCAAGUUAUUGUAUCGAUUCAGGGAUUGAUACUCGUAUCUGAACCGUAUUUCAAUGAGGCUGGCUUCGAAAAACAGAGAGGCUCUCAACAGGGCACGGAAAAUUCAAGGAUGUACAACGAAAUGGUUGUUCUAAAGUUGGUUCAGGCACAGACUAAAUUAUUACAACAUCCACCAGCUGUUUUCAAGGAGGCUAUUAGCAGGCACUUUGAUAAACAUAUUGAAAAAUUAUUGCAACGCUUGGAAAUGUGGAUGGAGAUAUCUGAACAGCAUAAUAAUCAGCAUCCCUUGUCACCACUCACACCGACUGCAUUCAAAGAUUUUUCAAAUAUCGACGAAAAAAUUCUGCCGCAGUUCCCCCUUGUCCCGGCGUCCCGAGGUUUUUGUAUCACUCUUCGAAAGACUUUAGCGAUAUUUAAACAAGUCUUGGUAAAAGAAGGCAUUCUACACAAGACCAAUAUCCCCGAGACACUAUCUAAAGUUAACGUGACACCUCCAACCGCAGUAUCAACAUCUACAGAGGAAUCUGUCAAUGAUGGUAAAGAUCAUUUACCAAAUGAAUCGAGAAAUUCCUCGCAGAGUCAUUUGAGUGAAACGAAAAAAGAUAUUCCCGAGAAAAGUGCAAGCUAGCCACUAGGUAAAUUCAAAUGUUCAAUUCAUAAAAGUUAUGUGACAAUUCGGUAACCUAAUUAUACGAUAAUCCAUCGAGUGAUUCUGUUGCUGCUAAUUGAGACAGAGUAGUCGAGCUUUAACGUGGACGUUCAUAAAACUCCCAGCGAAUAAAUACAUGAAUAAAUAAAGCAACCGAGAUGAUUGAUAUAAUAAAUACAAAAAUAUAUACUGCUCAGGGCGGUCUACCGCGAGAAUUAUAAUUGUACUACGGUAGUAGUACGCUAGUGUGGAUUUGAUGCUAUCCUUUGAAAAAUAGGCUUGGCGUUUUGUCUGAUAGAUCCCAUUGAAAAGACUUAUAAUAAUCAUUCAAUUAACAUUGCUACCAAGCGUAAAUCCUCAAAUGAAAAAAAAAAAAAA
This is a messenger RNA of Fopius arisanus, 4920 nucleotides long. RefSeq names its product E2/E3 hybrid ubiquitin-protein ligase UBE2O. Lineage: Eukaryota; Metazoa; Arthropoda; Insecta; Hymenoptera; Braconidae. The coding region runs from base 613 to 4521 and encodes 1302 amino acids. Gene Ontology annotation, molecular function: ubiquitin conjugating enzyme activity. The transcript has 5 exons. The record is from RefSeq and is a predicted model, not a curated record.